AUGAUGGAUAAGCUCUGUAUUCUUUGCCUUCUUGGUCUGGUAAUGAUAACUGCUUAUGGAGCUGCAGGGAAAAUGGUGUACACCGAUCUCGACAUCCUUGAGGAGCUUGGGAACUUUGACAUACCGGAAGAUGACGAUGAUACAGAGCUCUAUGAUUUGCCGUCAUUCACAAGCCGAAGUUCUGGUAAGAACCUGGUGAAUGUGGAUACAUUUGGUGCAGCUGGAGAUGGAGUUUCUGAUGAUACUCAGGCAUUCAUAAGCGCAUGGAACAAAGCGUGCUCCACACCAAAAUCCGUGUUACUGGUUCCACAAGGUCGGAGUUAUUUAGUAAAUGCAACAAAGUUCAACGGUCCAUGUGAACAAAAGUUGAUCAUUCAGAUCGACGGAACAAUAGUGGCACCAGAUGAGCCGAGCAAUUGGGACCUAAAGUUCCAAAGAGUUUGGCUCGAGUUUUCGAAACUCAAAGGGGUGGUAUUCCAAGGGAAUGGAGUUAUAGAUGGGUCUGGUAGCAAAUGGUGGGCUGCUUCUUGCAAGAAGAACAAGUCUAACCCUUGCAAAAGUGCACCAACAGCACUAACUAUAGAGUCUAGUUCAGGUGUGAAAGUAAGCGGCUUGACGAUCCAGAACAGCCAGCAGAUGAAUUUCAUCAUUGCAAGGUCAAACUCAGUUCGAGUCUCCAAAGUUAUGGUCUCUUCUCCAGGAGAUAGUCCCAACACUGAUGGAAUCCAUAUCACUGGAUCGACCAAUGUUGUCCUUCAAGACUGUAAAAUCGGCACAGGGGAUGAUUGUGUCUCGAUUGUGAAUGCAAGCUCGAAUGUAAAGAUGAAGAACAUCUAUUGUGGACCUGGACAUGGAAUCAGCAUUGGAAGCCUUGGGAAUAAUAACUCAACAGGAAUUGUAACAAAUGUUGUGUUGGACACUGCGAUGUUGAGAGAGACAAGUAAUGGACUUCGAAUCAAAACAUAUCAGGGAGGUUCUGGUUACGUCCAAGGUAUUCGAUUCACAAACGUAGAGAUGCAAGAUGUCUCUAACCCGAUAAUCAUUGAUCAAUUCUACUGUGAUAAUCCAACUUCCUGUCAAAACCAGACCUCAGCGGUUAAAAUCAGCCAGAUAAUGUACCGGAACAUAACCGGAACAACAAAAAGUGAAAAAGCCAUCAAAUUUGCGUGCAGCGACACAGUCCCUUGCAGCCACAUUGUUCUCAACAAUGUGAAUCUUGAAGGCAAAGAUGGCCAAGUCGAAGCUUACUGUAACUCAGCCGAAGGUUUUGGGUACGGAGUGAUUCAUCCGUCUGCGGACUGUCUGUACUCGCACGAUGACAAGGGCUUGGACCACAGUCACGAGUCAGAGGAAGCCGAGACUGGUCAUGACGAGCUCUGA
This is a messenger RNA of Arabis nemorensis, 1380 nucleotides long. The record is from the annotation of a GenBank genome assembly. NCBI's taxonomy places the organism in Eukaryota, Viridiplantae, Streptophyta, Magnoliopsida, Brassicales, Brassicaceae.